AUGGACCUACCGGAGGUGUUACAGUCUGGUGUGGGACUAGAGGAGGUGUUACAGUCUGGUGUGGGACUAGAGGAGGUGUUACAGUCUGGUGUGGGACUAGAGGAGGUGUUACAGUCUGGUGUGGGACUAGAGGAGGUGUUACAGUCUGGUGUGGGACUAGAGGAGGUGUUACAGUCUGGUGUGGGACUAGAGGAGGUGUUACAGUCUGGUGUGGGACUAGAGGAGGUGUUACAGUCUGGUGUGGGACUAGAGGAGGUGUUACAGUCUGGUGUGGGACUAGAGGAGGUGUUACAGUCUGGUGUGGGACUAGAGGAGGUGUUACAGUCUGGUGUGGGACUAGAGGAGGUGUUACAGUCUGGUGUGGGACUAGAGGAGGUGUUACAGUCUGGUGUGGGACUAGAGGAGGUGUUACAGUCUGGUGUGGGACUAGAGGAGGUGUUACAGUCUGGUGUGGGACUAGAGGAGGUGUUACAGUCUGGUGUGGGACUAGAGGAGGUGUUACAGUCUGGUGUGGGACUAGAGGAGGUGUUACAGUCUGGUGUGGGACCAGAGGAGGUUUUACAGUCUGGUGUGGGACUAGAGGAGGUGUUACAGUCUGGUGUGGGACCAGAGGAGGUGUUACAGUCUGGUGUGGGACUAGAGGAGGUGUUAGUCUGGUGUGGGACUAGAGGUGGUGUUACAGUCUGGUGUGGGACUGCAACAUGA
This is a messenger RNA of Oncorhynchus tshawytscha (Chinook salmon), 705 nucleotides long. RefSeq lists its product as uncharacterized. The transcript has 3 exons. The record is from RefSeq and is a predicted model, not a curated record. Lineage: Eukaryota; Metazoa; Chordata; Actinopteri; Salmoniformes; Salmonidae. The coding region runs from base 1 to 705 and encodes 234 amino acids.